AUGGAUAAUGAAUUUUAUGAAAAUCUAACCCAAUAUUUGAAAACUCUUACAUACUCACCGGAUUUGGACAACUCUCAACGGAUUAAACUGCAAAAAGAUUCAACCCAAUACAUAAUGAAAAAUAACUUACUACACAAACGAACUAGAGAUGGUGAUAAGAGA
This is a messenger RNA of Funneliformis mosseae, 162 nucleotides long. The record is from the annotation of a GenBank genome assembly. Lineage: Eukaryota; Fungi; Glomeromycota; Glomeromycetes; Glomerales; Glomeraceae.